UGACAGUGAGUGACAGUUUAUUUUGUACUUUGGACUUAAGUUUGUUUACGAAAUGUUUACAUAUUUCUUUAUUAUUUUAAUUACUUUUCAAGCCUUAUAGACAAUUUUGUACUAAUUAUUAUUUAUAAGUGUUAACUUUUGUAUUAUAUUCUACGAAAAAAGCGUUAUAUAAGUUCAUACAUCUAAGAAUAAACUGUGUCUAAAUCUACGUUCGCCGCAUCGAUCUACAAAAUUCUUAUCAGUAACACCGAAAUGAUAAGGUAUUUCCAAUUAUUUAUAUCGAAAUGACGUAAAUCGCGAUCAGAAAGAUUGUUAUUAAUAACGAUAAUAUAGAUUGAUAGUCCGGACGCAAGCAAGGCCGCCUCAGAUAUUACAGGCAAUACAUAUUUAGUUACCUAUUCAUUGUAUCAAAGUACGCAAAUUGCUCAAAGGUCGCUGGGGCAAAAUCAAGCGAAAAUGACUGUUAAGAACAAAAUAUUAAAAGCCCUAAUAUUGGGAGCUCCAGCGUCUGGAAAAGGUACGAUUUCGUCUAGAAUAGUUAAGAAAUACAAUGUGGAACAUGUUUCUAGUGGGGAUAAGCUGAGGGAUCACAUUGAAAAACAGACAGAGCUAGGUAAAGAAGUAAAAUCGUAUCUCAAUGAAGGAAUACUUGUUCCUGACAAUGUGAUGAUAAAGUUUAUGUUAGCAGAGUUGAAAAAAGUGGAGAAUAGACCUUGGCUUUUGGACGGUUUUCCCAGGACAGUUGGCCAGGCCAAUGCUCUGUGGAAGGUACAGCCUGUUGAUGUGGUCUUGAAUUUAGUGGUGCCAUUUGAAGUCAUAAUUGACCGAGUAAAAAGUAGGUGGGUCCAUUUGCCAUCUGGAAGGGUGUAUAACAUAGGGUUUAACACUCCAAAAUCAGAAGGAAAAGAUGAUGUGACUGGGGAAGAUUUGAUACAGCGGCCCGAUGAUAAACCAGAAGCUGUGCAAAAGAGAUUGGAAAUAUAUGAACGAGUUACUCGGCCGGUUAUUAACUUUUACAAAGAUAAAGGUAUUCUCAAGGAGUUUGAAGGAAGGACAUCAGAUGAAAUAUGGCCCAAAGUAACAGCUUACUUAGAUCCUAUUUUUCAGAAAUCAUAGAAUGUUUCAAAUGUAGACUGCAGAAAGUUUUAGCAAGGAAGGGGUUUCGCUGUAGGAAAUUCUGCCUUUAGAAAUAUAAUAUGAACUCUAAGUUGACAAUUAGGAGCACAAAAAUUAUACCUAUUAAGUACCUAUUUUUUAUUUAGUGUUCUUUAUACAAUCUCGUUUUUGAAUUACUAGCUCUACAUAUCUCAUGUGUAUUCCUAAAACUGUUCAUCUGAAGUAGAAAAAAAUCUGAGAUAGAUAAUAGCAAACUAGUCUUCCAUUUACAGGAAUUUGUAGUUGAAGAUGUACUUAAUCUUACAAUAAUACCAAUACUUUUACAAGGUUUUCUUUUUUACUAUGUUUAUCAAUAAAAACAUUGCUUUUAUGAUAUCUUGUUAUGCUUUAUAAAUGACUUAUUAAAUAUGUUGCAUAUUAAACAAUGUGCAAAUUAUUAAGUAAUUAUAAAAUUAAUGGAUCAUGAUUGUUUAAAAUGUCAACAGUACAGGUACAUACCAUAAUUUAUGUUAUUAUAUUAAUGUGAUUAUUAGCACUAUAUUUACAAGAAAAAAAAAUUAUAUUUAUUUGAUACUGCAUCUUAUCUAAAACUAUUAUCUUCUUAAAUCUAUGUGCCAUUAAAACUUUUGAAAAAUCAUUUUUAAGGUAUUUCCACUGAAUUGGUAUCAUUUUCCUUUUCAUUCUAGUCAUAAUAUUGUUCAUAUAAAUUGGUGUAUUUUAAAUAAGGAUUCUGUUGCUAUUAUUUAAAAAUUGUGAUUAAAUUGUGCUCAAAUGGAUCAAUGUAACAGAUUUUAAAAAUAAGUCCUAAUUAUUAUGUAUAUAUGUAAUUCCUGCAUUCAUGAAAUAAACUGCUUUUAGUAAGUAGGUUAGAAAGGAUGAUAAUUUUGUGCCUUAUUUUUAUAUAUUUAAGAAAAAGUUCAAUAAAUGUUUUAAAAUAAUAAUCAUAAUAUCUGCUAUAAUUUGAUGUUGAUAUUUACAAGCACAAAUCAAUAAAUUUUGUACCUGUUUAAAGUAAUUUUUAAUAAAUAUUAUAAUUAUAAACAAGACAAAAUGAUUUACACAAAGAUUGACAUUUGUUAUUUUAUGUACUGUAUUGUUUUGUUUGUUAAAUGGUUUUUAUUACCUAAUAAAUUUUAAAAUGAUUACA
This is a messenger RNA of Maniola jurtina (meadow brown), 2263 nucleotides long. RefSeq names its product GTP:AMP phosphotransferase AK3, mitochondrial (gene Ak3). Gene Ontology annotation, biological process: nucleobase-containing compound metabolic process. NCBI's taxonomy places the organism in Eukaryota, Metazoa, Arthropoda, Insecta, Lepidoptera, Nymphalidae. The record is from RefSeq and is a predicted model, not a curated record. The transcript has a single exon. Gene Ontology annotation, cellular component: mitochondrion; cytoplasm. Gene Ontology annotation, molecular function: ATP binding; AMP kinase activity. The coding region runs from base 457 to 1116 and encodes 219 amino acids.